This is a messenger RNA of Monodelphis domestica (gray short-tailed opossum), 2715 nucleotides long. NCBI's taxonomy places the organism in Eukaryota, Metazoa, Chordata, Mammalia, Didelphimorphia, Didelphidae. The record is from RefSeq and is a predicted model, not a curated record.
CCAUUGGGCACCGCAGUCGCCGUUCGAUUGAACUUCGGUCUUUUUAUUGGCUGCGGCGUCAAGGGAAGGCGGGCAUUCGCUUGCGGUAGGCAGAAGGAAGCUUUGCUUAGGUCCUAGUGCCCAACCUGAGACAAGCGCCAGCCCGGGGGAGGGAUGGACCAGAGAGUUAGGAGGAAGACGUCGGAAGUCACGUGGACGCCUAGCGGCCCAAUUGAUUGGCUUGGCAGGACAUGAAUGAUGCAGCUGUGAUUGCAGCCAUUUGUGCAAGCCCGCUGACCAUCAAGAGUCUCCAGAGAAGAAACAAAAGAGGAAGGGAAGGUCUGCUCUUGCUGGGAUCCACGAGGCUUUUCUGUCACCAUUCCCGGAACUUUGUCUUCAGGGGUGAAUGCCCCGCUGGUCCUCAAUGCCAGCUUCAGGGCCCACCGUCAUGGGGCUCUAAAGUCCAUGUGGCUUACAACUCUGAACCAGUAGGAUUCCUAAGAGCAGUCAAGGGAACUGGAGAUGUUUAGUUUGGAGGCAAAGAAGACUCAGAAGAAACAUGAUCUCUGUCUUCAAGUAUCCAAAGACCAGUCAGGAAAAGAUGGUUUCGCUUUGUUUUGCUUGGCUCCAGGAACAAUGAGUGGAAGUUGCAGGCUGGUAUAUUUAGCUUUCCUUGUAAGGGAAAGCUUCCUACCAAUGGGAGCUGUCCAAAAGCAGAAGGAGCUUCCUCUGGAGGCAGUGUUAAGAAAGAUGCAGAGACGGCACAGUAGCAACACGGACAGCGCCCCCCCUGAAAGAAACCGAAACCAGACCCUCAGCUCCGAGACCAGCGUGGACGAAAGCGGUGUCUUUGAAGGCUUGAAGCUUGAAGAUUCCUCCCCUCCACCCAUCUUCUCCGGCUUAGCUGGGCUCCAGUCAGGCACCCUCACGGCCACCCCAUUCCAAUCAGGCUUGGUUCUGGGCUCGGCCCCUGGGGGUGGGGAGGUAUUCAUCCAGAUGCCGGCCCCCCGAGAGGAAGGGGCCAGUCGGGGAGAUGGCGGUCCCUUCCAUCACCGCCCAGCCUCCCACCAUUUCCACCAUGGCCACCACCGGGGCAGCUCCCUGUUACAUGUGGCUGGCGAUCGGCACGGGCAUGGAGAAGAAGGUGGGGAAGAUCAGCCAGGGACACCAGCACCAGCCCUCUCCGAGCUCAAGGCUGUGAUCUGCUGGCUGCAGAAGGGGCUCCCAUUCAUCCUCAUCCUCUUGGCUAAACUGUGCUUUCAGCAUAAGCUGGGCAUUGCCGUGUGCAUCGGGAUGGCCAGCACAUUCGCCUAUGCCAACUCUACCCUCCGAGAGCAAGUGUCUCUGAAGGAAAAGAGAUCAGUCCUGGUCAUCUUCUGGAUAUUGGCCUUCCUGGUGGGGAACACCCUGUAUGUACUGUAUACUUUUAGCUCCCAGCAGCUGUACAACAGCCUCAUCUUUCUGAAGCCCAAUUUGGACAGUCUGGAUUUCUUUGACCUGCUAUGGAUUGUGGGAAUUGCAGACUUCAUGCUGAAAUACAUCACCAUCGCACUCAAGUGUCUCAUUGUGGCCCUGCCCAAGAUCAUCCUGGCUGUCAAGUCUAAGGGCAAGUUCUAUCUGGUGAUUGAGGAGCUGAGCCAGCUGUUCCGGUCACUCGUUCCCAUCCAGCUGUGGUACAAAUACAUCAUGGGAGAUGAUCCCUCCAAUAGCUAUUUCCUAGGAGGGAUCCUUAUUAUCCUGUACAGCCUUUGCAAGUCAUUUGAUAUCUGUGGCCGAUUGGGUGGCGUAAGGAAGGCGCUGAAACUUUUCUGCACCCCUCAGAACUAUGGAGCCCGGGCCACGAGCCAGCAAUGUGCCGAGGCCGGGGAGAUCUGUGCCAUUUGCCAAGCCGAGUUCCGGGAGCCUUUGGUACUAAUGUGCCAGCAUGUCUUCUGCGAGGAGUGUCUCUGCCUUUGGUUUGAUCGUGAGAGGACAUGCCCUCUCUGCCGUUCAGUUGCCGUGGAAACCCUGAGAUGCUGGAAGGAUGGCACCACUUCUGCCCAUUUCCAAGUGUAUUAGGUCAGAAGACUUUUAGACUGGUGGAAAGGCCCAGGGGAGCAGAUGUUGGGAAGGGCCCCUGGAUCUCCAUCACCCACCAAUCUCAUUUAGUUGGUUUCUUCCCAACAAAGCCUCCUGUCCUCAUCCACAUUCCAUGAAGUCUAUGCUGGUGAAUAGCUGCUAGUCUGAGUCUCUUCCAUGGGACCUUGUUCACUCUAGAUCAGAGCUCACACCCUUGCUUCUCUAUCCUUCCCUCCCUUCUCCUCCAUAGACUAAUGAAAGCCCCCAACCCUGAUAAUAGUCUCAUCCCUUUUUGGCCAGGUCCCCUAAAAAUAAGCCCUAAAGAAUCUGACAUGGUUCCAUUGAUUCAUCCAUCUUCCAGCCUUUCUUACCCCUCAGGAAGUAGUGGACAGUGUUAGUCACCUAGCUAGCUGUACUGUGCUCCCAACCCCCAGCUAGGUGGUGUGGUGAGUAGAACACAGGAUUUGGGGUCAGUAAGGCCCAAGUCCAAAUGUUGCCUUGACAGACACUAACUUUCUGACCCCAGGCUAAGGCACUUAGUAAUUAGUAUAUAAUCUUUCUGAGCCUUGAGGUUCCUCAUCUCUAAUAUGGGCAUAAUAAUACCACCUACCUCACAGGGUUGUUGUGAGGAUGAAACAUGGGAAGUACUUUGCUCUAUAAAUGCUUCUGUUAGGACUA